Messenger RNA from Microthlaspi erraticum, 954 nucleotides. NCBI's taxonomy places the organism in Eukaryota, Viridiplantae, Streptophyta, Magnoliopsida, Brassicales, Brassicaceae. The record is from the annotation of a GenBank genome assembly.
AUGGGAGAGAGCAAAAGCGGCGAGAAAACGCGCGUCUUGGUUGUGGGAGCGACCGGUUACAUAGGGAAGAUGAUAGUGAGGGCGUGUUUGGAUGAAGGUUACGAGACUUACGUUUUACAGAGGCCGGAGAUUGGUUUUGACAUCGACAAAGUCCAACUCCUUCUCUCAUUCAAGAAACUCGGUGCACGUCUCGUCGAAGCUUCUUUCUCCGACCACCAAAGCGUAGUUUCCGCCGUGAAGCUCGUCGACAUCGUUGUCUCCGCCAUGUCUGGUUCCCACUUCCGUAGUCAUAACAUCCUUGUCCAGCUCAAACUCGUCGAAGCCAUCAAAGAAGCCGGUAACGUCAAGCGAUUUUUACCAUCUGAAUUUGGUAUGGAUCCACCUCGUAUGGGACAUGCAUUACCUCCUGGAAGAGAAACAUUCGACCAAAAAAUGGAAGUACGUCAAGCGAUAGAAGGUGCCGGAAUUUCUUACACUUACGUCGUGGGUGCUUGCUUUGCCGGCUAUUUCACCGGAAACUUAUCUCAAAUGGAAACGUUACUCCCACCAAAGAAAAAAGUAAACAUAUACGGCCAUGGAAAUACAAAAGUUGUGUUCGCGGAUGAAGACGAUAUCGCAAAAUACACCGCAAAAACGCUAAACGAUCCACGAACGUUGAACAAAACUGUAUAUGUUAAACCUCCGGACAAUGUUCUCACGCAGAUUGAAUUGGUUCAGAUAUGGGAAAAGCUAACCGAAAAUGAAUUGGAGAAAACCAAUAUCUCUGGCAAAGACUUUCUUGCCAACAUUGAGCAAAUGCCAAUUCCACACCAAGCGGGGUUAGGACAUUUUUAUCACAUUUUCUAUGAAGGAUGUCUCACUGAUCACGAAGUCGGAGAAGACGAGGAAGCUUCUAGUCUCUAUCCGGAUGUCAAGUACAGACGCAUGGAUGAUUACUUAAGAAUGUUUCUCUGA